AUGCCGGCACGACACCGUCAUUCAUCGUCGGACGACGACGCAGAAGAAGAAACCAAGGGAGACCUCGGGCCUGUCGCUUGCACCCACACAAAACACCCUGGAGCUGCAGUCACUCAGUCGGGGGUUGGCGACGACGAAGGCAUCGCGACGCAGCCCGACGACCCGGCCCUGACCCAGCUCAACGCGGACGGUGAGGCGCGGCGUCGAAAUGACAAUCAGCUACGAGCCGAAGAAGUCAGGGCAUCACAGGGCCACACGACGGGUCAGUCACAACCUCCGGAGCUCACGCACCAAGAUGAUGCCGCGCCGCAAACAACUUCUGCUGCGGAUAAGCACCGCCAAGGUGACACCCCGGGGCAGGACGGUUCUGCAGAAGCUUCCAAGGCGUCUGAAGCCUUUAAGACACGAUCAUCUACCGAGACGGAUGAGGCGAGGCGGUUGAACGCCUUUUCCGUCCAGGUGUAUAGUGUGCGAAUAUUCCGGGAGAACAAAGUCUCUUAG
Phytophthora sojae is the source of this 501-nucleotide messenger RNA. RefSeq lists its product as hypothetical. NCBI's taxonomy places the organism in Eukaryota, Oomycota, Peronosporomycetes, Peronosporales, Peronosporaceae. The transcript has a single exon. The coding region runs from base 1 to 501 and encodes 166 amino acids. The record is from RefSeq and is a predicted model, not a curated record.